UCGACUUCCUCGUAUUUUGGAGGGUGGGGGGAAAGAGAGAGAGAGAGAGGUAGAGAAAGACGCGGAGGACGCGCGCGGCGCAGGGUAAACAGUCGCGUGUCCUCGAGCGCUGAGGGAGGGACAGAGCGAGAGAGAGAGAGAGAGAGAGAGAGAGAGAGAGAGAGAGAGAGAGAGCAAGCGAAUGAGGAAGAAGCUUUGCGACGUCUCCUCUCACUGUAAUAGUGGAUUGUACUUCAGCUGGAGCGGCUUGGCAGGUUUAAACACAUCAAAACAGAACAAAGAGACGAGAGACGCUACAGCACUAUAAAAGAAUCUGCAAAAGAAAAGAAAAAAAGGGGGAAACCGAAGAAAGAGAAAUCUCAUCUCAGCGGUUAAAUGACAAAAGAGGCGAAGAAAAAACACGGUUAAUAUCUUUCCAUUUGAUGACGGUGCGUUCGCCUGGACGGUUUUAUGGACGAAAUAUCAACGCGAUCCUUCAGCAGAAGUUCACUCACACAAGGGGCAAAGUUUUUUUUUUUUUCUUUUAAAUUUUUUUUCUUUUAAAGAAAUGACCAAAGCAACCCAAGCGACCACAUAAGGACGCCUGAUUACGACUCCAGAAGAUUUUUUUGGGGGACAUUGGCGUAGAAAAUAGGAAGGAUCAUUUCGUUUCAUCUUGUAAAGUCUGAACUGUACGAAUAUUCCAAUUGCACAGUAUAGAUAACGGAUUUCUUUUUUUUCUCUUUCUCUUUUUUUACAUCCUAUACCUGUGCAUUGUAUCUUUCUUUUUUCAUUGGCAUUUGUUGCUUCGCACUUUCGAUGAUGUUCGCCCCAAAAUCCAACACUGACUUUUAAAGUUUGAAUAAUUCAUGAGAUACAGUUUGCUUGCAUCGAAAAAAAGCGCGCGAGAGAAAGUUUCUGCAAAAAAAAAAAGAGAGGAAAAAAAAGGGAGGGGGGUUUUAAUCAACUGCUGCUCAUAAGAUUGGCGGAAUGGCCACGGCGGCUUCCAAUCCGUAUCUGCCCAGCAGUAGUAUAUUAUCGUCGGGUUCGAUAGUGCACUCGGACUCAGGAGGAGCGGGCAUGCAGCCGGGCGGCGGCGCGGCAACCUCGGUGUCCUCAGGCGGCUUUCGAGGCGAGUCGGCGGUCAAAAUGGUGCAGAGUGACUUCAUGCAGGGGGCCAUGGCGGCGGCGAGCAACGGCGGCCACAUGCUGAGCCACGCGCACCAGUGGGUGACGUCGCUGCCUCACGCGGCCGCUGCCGCCGCCGCAGCCGCGGUCGCGGCCGCCGAGGCCGCCUCUCCAUGGUCCACGAGUCCUGUGGGCAUGGCGUCCAGUCCGCAGCAACAGCAGUCUCAGCAGCAACAGCAGCAGCAGGACGUGAAGAGCAACACGGCGCGCGAGGAUUUGCACACGUCCAGCACGCUGCAUCACCGGCAUUUAGGUGCGCACCAGGCGCACGCGGCUCCCUGGGGCGGCGCCGCAGCUGCUGCACACAUCUCCGCCAUUACAGCCAGCCAGCAGCAGCAACAACAGCAGCAGCAGCAGCAGCAAUCGCUCAUCUACUCGCAACCAGGCGGCUUCACGGUGAACGGCAUGCUGAGUGGGGGCCAAAGUCUCGUGCACCCUGGACUGGUGCGAGGCGGCACACCAGAGCUGGAGCAUGGAGCGCACCCGCACUCUCACCCUCACCAUCAUCACCAUCAGCUUAACCAUCACCACCACCACCAGCAACAUCAGCAUCAGCACCACCAGCAGCAGCAGAGCCACCACGGCCCCAACAGCCACGAGGCACACUCGGACGAGGACACGCCGACUUCAGACGACCUGGAGCAUUUCGCCAAGCAGUUCAAGCAGCGGCGCAUAAAGCUUGGCUUCACGCAGGCCGACGUGGGCCUCGCGCUCGGCACGCUCUACGGCAACGUGUUCUCUCAGACCACGAUCUGCCGCUUCGAGGCGCUACAGCUCAGUUUCAAGAACAUGUGCAAGCUUAAACCGCUGCUAAACAAGUGGCUGGAGGAGGCCGACUCGAGCACGGGGAGCCCGACGAGUAUUGACAAGAUCGCGGCGCAGGGCCGCAAGCGCAAGAAGCGCACCAGCAUCGAGGUGAGCGUCAAGGGCGCUCUCGAAAGCCACUUCCUCAAGUGCCCAAAGCCGUCAGCUCAGGAGAUCAGCAGCCUGGCCGACACGUUACAACUGGAGAAGGAGGUGGUGCGCGUCUGGUUCUGCAACCGUAGGCAGAAGGAGAAGCGCAUGACGCCGCCCGGAGUGCCCCCGACGCCGGACGAUGUGUACUCGCAGGUCGGCAACGGACAUUUUUUAGUAGAUUACUUAAAAGAUGCAAGUUUAAACGGGCCGAGUGAAGCGGGCGACCAGAAGGUGACAACAACCACACGUUCGUUCCAUCAGGUAAUUCUGGCGCAUUGACAUCCAAGUCGGAACAUCUCGAAAUCAUUUGAAAAUGAAAUACCACCACCACCACCUCCCCUCCUCCCUACCUACCCGCUACCCUCACACACUCUUGUUUAUGAGACGGAACAGAAAGCAGGUCAUUGCAUGUAUUGAGAUGGGACGUUAAAUCCUGAGAAAAAAACAAGGAGACGAAUUUCAGCAGUGAAGACGAGAACAGCAUCCACGACGCUUCCGUUUUGUUUUUGUUUUGAUUUUUGUGCAGAAAAGACUGCUCGAUCUAACAUUUUUGUUUCCUUCACAAAAGACACGGAAUGGGAUUUUUGCCCCCUUUGCCUUCCAGAUCUUAUAAACACAACAGACAAAAAAAAAGCCCACCCCUAAAGACUGCUCAAGUUUUCAGAUCUCUAAGAUCAUAUUUUGUGAACGUUUUUAUGUAAAAGACUUAACGUCACACGGAUUUUUUUUUUUGGAAGAAAAUACAAAAAUGAAAAAACAAAAAAAAUUACAAAGAGAGACGUUUGAAAAAAAUAAAGACUUUUCCGGUUUCUCAGCUGCACUUAUUUCAGAUCCUCUGCGGGAGCUGUGGAUGUUCUCCAUGCUGCCAUUUCCAAGCAGUAUUCUUUGGUAGGUUUUAAUAAACGAGACUAUGUAAAAGCCGGCAAUAUAUAGAUUCCUUAGAUCAGAUGUUGAUCGGAAUUAUUUACUUUAUAUUUUCAUUCAAAUGCUUUGUUUUUAAUAUUUUAUUCGGGAUAAAUAUGAACUAUUCCAAAACAGUAAUUUAUUUCUCCCCGUUUCAGAACUGUGUAAAAUGUUCGUUUCCCUGAUUAUUUUUGUUUUCGUUUUUUUUUUUCGACUAUUUGUUUAUUUGUUUCGUUGAAUUUUUUUGUAUAUUUUUUUUUUUUGAACGAGCACAAAUCAAGAACAGACUUUGGCAGUAGACAACAAAAGGGUAUUUUGAUGUGAUGAUUUGAUUGUAAUUUAAUUUUUAGUAGUGAUUCCGUAAGAGAUGAUUGAGAACAAUAAAUUUGUUAGAAUGAACAAAACAAACAACGUCGAUUGUUGUAUUUUGCUCAAAAUAUUUUUCAUAUUCAGAGGAUAUGUUUUAUAGGAAUAUAUUUCUUUAAGGUUUUUUGGAGAAAUGGAAGCCAUGAUCAUAGUAGCUGAUCUUACUGCUGAUGUGGCAGCAAAAUGAUUUAUUUGAAUGCAUAAGAUAUGUUUCAUUGCUUUAUUCAUCCGGGCCUGUUGUGCAUUUUAAGAUGGGCGCCAUGUUCAUGUUUAAUCCCUAAUCAGUGUUUUUAUAUCUAUAACGAGCAUGCUUUAUUUAAAAUCACCGAAUUUUGUAGAUUUAUUUCCCCCCUUUUCAUAUACGACGUGCUCUUUUCUUUAUUUUGCGCCAUGUUGUUUAGCAGCUCGAGUGACUGUUCAGUGGGCUUCGAUCCCACAGGGGCAGAAGUUGUUGUCCAAGGUUGGAUUGUUUACAGCUUUUAGUUGCUCGCCUGUGCACCUGAGUUAUCAUUUCUGGUUUCUUAUGACAGCUGUCAAAAACUUAAAUGCAUGCAUUUGCAUUCGAUUUUACAUGCAAAAAACAGACCUUUGUAUUUUUAUAUAUCUAGUUGCUCCAGAUUAAGUGAAUACUGAGCAAAAACACAAUGUCGUAGUCGUGCAACGAACAGGGAACGAGGAUGAUGUUGAUAUUUAGCGCACACUAGUUCGUGUAAAAAAAAAAAAAAAACAAAAACAAAGAA
Silurus meridionalis is the source of this 4133-nucleotide messenger RNA. It is a transcript of the gene pou3f3b, whose product is annotated as POU class 3 homeobox 3b. NCBI's taxonomy places the organism in Eukaryota, Metazoa, Chordata, Actinopteri, Siluriformes, Siluridae. The coding region runs from base 970 to 2403 and encodes 477 amino acids. The record is from RefSeq and is a predicted model, not a curated record. Gene Ontology annotation, cellular component: nucleus. Gene Ontology annotation, molecular function: DNA-binding transcription factor activity, RNA polymerase II-specific; RNA polymerase II cis-regulatory region sequence-specific DNA binding. The transcript is spliced from 2 exons. Gene Ontology annotation, biological process: brain development; regulation of transcription by RNA polymerase II.